AAGCACAGGAACUUGUUGAAGAAUUAGAAGAAUUUUCUUAUGAAGAAGAUGAUAAUUUUUUAAAUGAAAGUUUAAUAGAUGAAGAAAAUAAGGAUACAGUCAUGAGUUUAAAUGAAGAAAAUACUAAUUGGGAGAUAAAUGAUGUAAUUGGAUUUGAUGAAGAUUAA
Funneliformis mosseae is the source of this 167-nucleotide messenger RNA. Lineage: Eukaryota; Fungi; Glomeromycota; Glomeromycetes; Glomerales; Glomeraceae. The record is from the annotation of a GenBank genome assembly.